AGACAGAGAGAGAGAGAGAGAGAGAGAGUCAGAGAGAGAGCCAGGGUGCCUCUUUCAAUCCUUUUGUCUGAUCCAACAGGCAGCUCAAUGUUUUCAUAUAUGUCGUAGUGGAUACUUUCACAAAUCUUGAUCUACAGAAUAGACAGCUAAAAUUUAAAAACAAACAGAGGCUGGGUAAAGAAAAUGACCAGCAUGGGUGUUCGAGCUGCGUUUGCCGUCUUCCUCCUCUUCGUAGCGACCGUGAAGGCUGAUGAAGGAGGAGUGUCAUUCUGGCAGAGAGAGUUCACAUUGACCUGUCCAAAGGAAGGGAAAUGGUUCCAAGAUGAAAAUAACAAGGAAGUUCAGAUCAAGAAUGAGACAAGCAAGUACUUCACCAUGGAAUAUACAAAGAAAGGUUCCUACCACUGUGUAUACGACAGCACAAAUUAUUAUUAUUUCUACGUGCAAGGAAAGGUGUGUGACAACUGUUAUGAACUGGAUUCGGUCCUGUUCCUGAUGGCCAUUGUCGUCGACAUUUUGAUGACGAUUUGUGUGAUGUUCAUCGUCUACAAGUGCACCAAGAAGAAAAGCCCGGCGGGACUCACUCACACCUCGAAACCACCUCCUCGUUCAGGCGGCCGUGGGGGUCCACCUGUCCCAUCACCUGACUAUGAGCAACUGAACCUUCAUACCCGCUCCCACGAUACCUACUCUAAGGUCAACAGGACUGGAUAAAGGCGAGUCGUCUGACUGCGCGUGCUGGUCCAGCGGCUGCAGGGACGAAGGCAAACAUUCACACGAAACAUACUGCACACGAAAUAACAAUGGCGCUCCCGGCAACAUGCAAGCACUCGCUUUUUCUAUUUUUGGAUUUAAAGGGUCACAUAACCCAAAUUUGCAAACAAAAAAAAAAAAUAAAAAUGAAAAUAAAAACGUAUUAAACACAGUCUUAGUUUCCCCUGGCGUUAGCUAGCCAGGUACAGCAGUUGCUCCCUGUCUCCCGUUUUCUUCAGAGUUGCCAUUAUCAUGUCCAUUAUUUUGUGUAAUCAGCAUUCACUUCACGAUGAGACGUCGAGGCAGUAAACGUGUCUGUUACCAGUUUAACAACUGCAUUGUUUUCACUGUGUGUUUAGCAGAUUUAUCAGCACAGCAGGGACAGUGUUCCUGAAGACGUGAUGAUUUGGUGACACAAAAAUGGACAACUGACAUGUCUGUGUUCUCUGAGGAAAAUCUGAAUAACGCAAAUAGGUUAACCGAUUGGCGCAACGCUAUUUUUCAGUGUACCCAUUAUCAUCAACUCUGCUAACUAUCAUGGACCCGGCCUGGUUUGAGUCAGCUGUAAUACUAAAGAACUGUAAUUAAGAGCCUAUUAAAUCAAGUAAGCAAUAAAGAAAUGGCUGAAAUGCCCUUAUUGAGGUGUGAAUACAAACUUGACUGACGGCACGAGAAAAGAACGAGCAUCGACAAUUCUCCGCAUCUGCCGCGUUCUGAAAUACUAUUAAGCAAUGACACGAAGACAUCACACGCGUCCCCGUCGAAGGGGAGUGCUUCGAUGAAAGGGGCGCCUGAGCCCGACGAAGAAGGUUGGGAACUACUGUCUGCUGUUUUAAAUGUUCACAGUGUCGUGAGCACCGCAAACUAAUGUCCACUCGAGUCCAUUGCACUGGGGUGGAGGCAGAAAUGUCGGAGAUUGGGAACAGAUAAAGAACAAAAUUGUCUGCAUAGCUGAUGUUUUUUUUGUGAUGUGAACACUCAGUGGGCACUUCAUCGGGUCCACCUUUCACAGCCUAACGCAACCUGUUCUGCCGCGGUCUGCUUUAAUGACGAAGUUAAUUCUGUCUGACAGCCGUCGCAUCGGUGUUAAUUUGGUAAUAUUUAGUAGCACUGAGGUCUCUCCUAUUGCCAGACAUAAGCAGAGCAGAAUAUUGACGACGCCUCUCGGAAUAAAAGCCCGCGCAGGAUGUGUGAAUCUGACCUCAGUGACAACCACAUUAAUAAAUGUACACAUUUUCAACAGCGAUAUAGGUAAAAUAAGCUUUGUGAAGGCAGGAUUCCUGACAGAGUGAUUGCACGAGGCUGUAAAGGCGAACCCGGUGGAGUGGCCGAUGAGUAUGUACAGUGUAUAUUGUGCUAUGUGUGUGGUGACGCAAGGUUGGCCGACUACUGUUUAAUUUACAACAGUGUCAUGAAUAAAAUCACAACUUGUAUCCCUGUUUGAACACCAGUACACCUGUUUGUUUUUUUGUUUGUUUUUUCUGUACAUACUGUUUGCUUAUGUCAUUCUAACUUCUGACUUCGCGCACUGUAAGACAAGCAGAUGCUAAAUGUUUUCUGUACAAACUUUGUAUUGCCCGUCUUCUUGUUAUACUCUUUUAUUUUCAUUUCGAUCUCCUUGCGACUGUUAUGGGCGCGACCCCUGUCACUAAUAAAUAAACCGCAGUUCAGCUCUG
This is a messenger RNA of Acanthopagrus latus (yellowfin seabream), 2429 nucleotides long. Its product is annotated as T-cell surface glycoprotein CD3 epsilon chain-like. The record is from RefSeq and is a predicted model, not a curated record. Gene Ontology annotation, biological process: cell surface receptor signaling pathway; positive thymic T cell selection. Gene Ontology annotation, cellular component: external side of plasma membrane; alpha-beta T cell receptor complex. Gene Ontology annotation, molecular function: transmembrane signaling receptor activity. Bases 184 to 714 code for a protein of 176 amino acids. The transcript is spliced from 5 exons. Lineage: Eukaryota; Metazoa; Chordata; Actinopteri; Spariformes; Sparidae.